This is a messenger RNA of Xiphophorus couchianus (Monterrey platyfish), 4981 nucleotides long. RefSeq names its product solute carrier family 7 member 1a (gene slc7a1a). The transcript has 14 exons. The record is from RefSeq and is a predicted model, not a curated record. Bases 334 to 2289 code for a protein of 651 amino acids. Gene Ontology annotation, cellular component: plasma membrane. NCBI's taxonomy places the organism in Eukaryota, Metazoa, Chordata, Actinopteri, Cyprinodontiformes, Poeciliidae. Gene Ontology annotation, biological process: L-arginine import across plasma membrane; L-ornithine transmembrane transport. Gene Ontology annotation, molecular function: L-ornithine transmembrane transporter activity; L-arginine transmembrane transporter activity; L-lysine transmembrane transporter activity.
GCAUCUGUGUGCGUGCUGUAGGACAAGAGGCCGUGCAUCACAAAACGAGAUUGUAGUUGUCACAGGAAUUCCUGCUCUUGGAAAUUGUAAUAUUUAUGAGCGUUCUCCGUAAACAAUCCUACCCAUCUAACGGCUUGAGCUUCUGACAGCAGUUGAAAGAAAAGUUAGCAAAUAUGCUUUCAAGUUCCACACCUGUCAGCAUUAAUUUAAAAUCUUCCACAUAGAUCAACGUUUUAAGUGAAGCUGUCACUGCUUUCCGGGUGUGUGCAGCCGCCCUUUAUCCCCCCUGCGACCUCUGAAGUACUCUCCCCUCCUGAGGUCAGUCUGCAAACCAUGGUGCUGGAGAAACUUCUGGGUUUUGGAAAACAGUUGCUGAGGGUGAAGGUGGUGAACUCGAAUUCCGAGGACUCCCGUCUGUCUCGAUGUCUCAACACCUUCGACCUGGUAGCCCUGGGUGUGGGAAGCACGUUGGGUGCUGGUGUUUACGUGCUUGCUGGUGCUGUUGCACGAGACAAUUCAGGUCCUGCUAUCAUCCUGUCUUUCUUGAUAGCUGCCUCAGCCUCAGUGUUGGCAGGUCUUUGCUAUGCUGAGUUUGGAGCCCGUGUCCCGAAGACGGGCUCUGCUUAUCUUUACUCAUAUGUGACAGUCGGAGAACUCUGGGCUUUCAUUACUGGAUGGAACCUCAUUCUCUCUUACAUUAUUGGUACCUCGAGUGUUGCCCGUGCAUGGAGCGCCACCUUUGACGAGUUGGUAGGGAAACGCAUUGAGGAGUUCUGCAGAGAACACAUGUCUAUGAAUGCACCAGGUGUGCUGGCAGAAUACCCUGACAUGUUUGCAGUUCUCAUCAUAUUUACUCUCACAGGUCUUUUGGCAUUUGGAGUGAAGGAGUCAGCGAUGGUGAAUAAGGUGUUUACCUGUGUCAAUGUUUUAGUCUUAUUAUUCAUGGUGAUCUCUGGGCUGGUCAAAGGCACUUUGAAGAACUGGCAGGUUGUUCCAGAGGAGAUCCUACAUGUCAAUCAUACGAAUAGCUCAAGCCAAAAUUUGACUGCCAUCCUGCCAUCCAAGGAGAGCAUAGGACAGGGUGGCUUUAUGCCAUUUGGCUUCACAGGAGUACUUUCAGGAGCUGCUACAUGUUUCUAUGCCUUUGUAGGCUUUGACUGCAUCGCCACCACAGGCGAGGAGGUGAAGAACCCCCAAAGAGCCAUUCCUAUUGGGAUCGUGUCCUCACUGCUGAUUUGUUUCGUUGCUUACUUUGGUGUUUCCGCUGCCCUCACCCUCAUGAUGCCGUACUAUCUUCUGGACAGCAACAGCCCUCUGCCUGUAGCUUUUAAAUAUGUAGGCUGGGGAGGAGCCAAAUAUGCUGUAGCUGUAGGCUCUCUUUGUGCUCUGUCCACUAGUCUUUUGGGUUCCAUGUUCCCCCUACCCCGUAUCAUCUUUGCCAUGGCACGAGAUGGCCUUCUCUUCUCCUUUUUGGCCCAUGUCAGCAAAAGGAAGGCCCCCAUAAACUCCACCUUUGCGGCUGGGGUCAUGUCUGCAAUCAUGGCGUUUCUGUUUGACCUGAAGGACCUGGUGGACCUCAUGUCAAUAGGAACGCUGUUGGCCUAUACGUUAGUGGCCGCCUGUGUGCUGGUGCUAAGAUACCAGCCAGAGAUUCACGGCCCAGUGUACCAGAUAGCCAAUACCCAUGAUGAUCCAGACUCCAGUGAUGGGAUCAGUGUGCCCAGUAUGGGCAUUCUUCCUGGUGUGGAGGAGAGAUUCAAUUUCCAGACUCUUCUGUUUCCAAACAACCCUGAGCCGUCCGCACUGUCAGGCUUCACUGUUAACAUCUGCACCUCUGCCAUAGGAAUGUUGAUCCUGGCCUUCAGUAUACUGGCCGUGCAGGGAGGCCUCACUUCAUGGAACAUGGUAGCCCUGAGUGUGAUCUUCAUGGUGUGUCUCGUCCUGGUUUUCAUAAUCUGGAGGCAGCCUGAGAGUAAAACAAAACUCUCCUUCAAGGUUCCCCUGCUGCCUUUCAUUCCAGUCAUAAGCAUGUUUGUCAAUGUCUACCUGAUGAUGCAACUGGACAGAGGAACAUGGGUCAGAUUUUCCAUCUGGAUGGCUAUAGGUUUAGUCAUCUACUUCUGUUAUGGCAUUCGUCACAGCUCUGAGUCGACCUCUGCUCGCCUGUCUCUGGUAACAGAGAUGAAUGGUUUUAAUCUUGAUCAUGAAUUGGAAGCCAUGUCAAUAGAGAAAGAAGCUUUUCUCAAUGACGGCCUUGAUGUCAGGGAAGAAAACGACAGAGGGUUAUAGAAGGGACUAUAACACACAGCUCCAUGUCCACCUGCCCUGACACCAGGCUGUCAUUGUAGAAGGGUUUUUGACAGUCCACUACUUCACCUCUCCUUUGGGGGGAAACCUAUGCUACAAAAAUGCGAACUGUGACACCCCCAUCUAGGUCCUGAUCGCAUUGCAGCCAGGUGGUGAUGAAUCCCUUGCAGAAAAUCAAACAGAAACACUCAGUGGAGUCAGUAUUUUUGCAUGGCCUCGAGAUUCAGCUGCUCAUUACUGCCUGACUGUCUGUGGAAGAAGGGCUUUCAUUAAAGACAUUAAUGUUUAAUGGAAGUGGAGAGGUAGAGUACGGCCAUGUUAAGUUCCUCUACAUGUUGAGUUGGAGUGUUUAUAGGUUAAAUUACUAGCAGUAAGAUUGUGGAGUGGUUGAUGUUGUGCUGCCAGAACAUUUUCUAAAAAAUAGAUUGAUUUUUAUAUAUAUAUAUAUUAAAACAUAAUGUCUACAUAAAUCUGAAGAACAUACAGCCAUCUCAGUACUUUAUAAAAUGUGUUACCACAGUGUGCUUUGUUUGAAACUGGUCGGUGGAUCUUUAGUGAUGUAACCUUCGGGGGAAACAAUGAUUUAAAGUAGCCAGCAGCAUUAUUUACUUACCUAAAAAAUGUUCAUAGGAAGAUAGAAAAAAGUAGAUUUUGAGAUGUUAUUUCAGUAGAAAGGGGAAUUUUUAUAACAGUUAUUUCAAGUUGACCAGCCAUUGUCCUCUCUUUAUUUUCCUGAAAUUGAUUGAAAAGAGUCCGUAUUUCCUGUCUACAUGUUACCUGUAAAAGAUAAUCAACAUCAGCUGGGUGUAUAUUUUGAUAAGUCAUAAUAACUUUUUCCUCUACACCUAUAUCACUAGUUGUCCUCAUGACAACAUCUUCUCAUCUUUAAAUUUGUCACCACAUUUUUCAAGAUGUCUGGGUAAAUUCUAAAAUGAUGUCUUUGAAUUUUUAACGAAAAUUUGCUUAGGAGAAGGGUCAAUCAUUGUACAUAAACACUCUAUAAGGGUGUUUAUGUACAAAACGUUGGUUUUAAUGUGAAGACUAUACUAACCACAAACCUUUAGUCUCUACGAUCUUGUUACCUUGGUGAAAAAUCAAGCAUAUUUCUUAACAUGCUUCCAUUAUGUUAAGCCAAACCUUUAAAACUUUUCAUUUUGUUACACUGAUUCCUCAGUCUGUUAGUAGUGUCCAUUUUGAAUUUAUUCACAUUAAUUAUAUUCAACUCUUUAAGGGAUUGGUCCUCUGAUUUCUUCUCAUCGCACUGCUUGUUGAAUGUUACUGAAUGUGUUUGGGAGAAAGGGGAAAAUAGUGCCUUUCUAGUAUAGACAUAUUUUUUGCAAUAAAUCUUUCUUGACCAUAAUUUCAAAGAAUCUUCGCUCUAUACCUUUUCUUAAGUUUCACCAAACUCUGAGCAAAGGUACAACUAUUACAGGUUUUAGAUGAACUUCAUAGACUUCCACAUUCCCUGCCAUUAUGGCCAGUUCUUACAAUUAAACUCUAAGACAAAAUUGCAUUUACUUCACUUUGGAAACAAUUGCUAAAUCAAUUGAAGUGCAACAAUUUAAACUGGUGCAACAUAUUCCAAAACAAUGUAGCAGCAGCAUGUCUAUUGUUUAUAAAAUUAAAAAUUGAUUAACAAUACGCUUUGCAUGGGUGAUGUUAUGGUUUUAAUUUAUGGAUUGGAUCACACAGUGUUAUAGAAUUGGAUUUAUGGCUAUAAAAUGUUUCUAUGUUUUGUUUGAGUUGUCUCUUCUGUGCAUAUUAUUCAAAAUUUAUUUACAAGUAAACUAUAUAGAAAAUAUUAAAUGAAGCAGCAAUGACUAUCACGAAAAGCUGAGAAAAUUCAAUCAUUCAAAGAUUCAGGGCCAUUUUCCUUGAUAAAUUUUACCCAUGCAAUCUGUUGCCACCCUGGUAACGGGAUGAAACUGGAAAAGUGUUCUGAUCUAAAAAACUUGUAGGAACUCUUUUGAAUUUGAAUUGCUAUUGUUUUCAAUAACAAAUUGCUAUGUUAUUGACUUUUAUGUGAGCAUAAAUCAAAAUUCAAACUUCAUAUUCACUUGAUGUAAUAAGGUAAGGUGAAGUCAGAAAAGGUACUGGAAUAAUUUUUACACCAUUGUAGCUUGGCAUUUACAGCCUUUGUUAAUUAACUUUUCGCUCAAAUAUUUUCCAGUAUGGGUUUUACCAGUAUGCCUUUGCUAAAUGACUUUGCCAUUCGAACAUAUGCAUAUUACUGUUACCACCCAUUUUCAAAACCUUUGCUAUUUGCUUUUUUUCUGCUGAAGUUUUUGAUAAAAUGCAAUAAAAUAUGUAGGAAACAAAGACAGGGAAAUUUGUUAUUGUGACGUAAUUGGCACACUUGUACGAUUAUUUCCCAAGACUUUCAUUAAAAUAAAUAUCACGUACAUUGUCAAUUAAUAUAGUUUUGGAUAAUUCUUUAAGACAUUGGUGUGCAGCUUCAGUCGUGGAGGGCUGGUGCCCUGACAGUUUUAUAGAAGUGUUUGCUGAAAUAGAACAGAUUUAAACUACAUUCUCAACAUGUCAAAGUUCUGCAGAGACCUAAUGAACUGGUUCGGGUGUGAAGAACCAGUGAAAAAAACACUAAAACAUGCAGGAUACCAGCAGCCCUUGUAUACAGACUUUUGACACCGCUGCUUGAAAACAAGAUGGCAGUCAA